This is a messenger RNA of Elephantulus edwardii (Cape elephant shrew), 814 nucleotides long. RefSeq names its product mesenchyme homeobox 1 (gene MEOX1). Gene Ontology annotation, molecular function: DNA-binding transcription factor activity, RNA polymerase II-specific; RNA polymerase II cis-regulatory region sequence-specific DNA binding. Gene Ontology annotation, biological process: positive regulation of transcription by RNA polymerase II. The record is from RefSeq and is a predicted model, not a curated record. The transcript has 3 exons. Gene Ontology annotation, cellular component: nucleus. Bases 4 to 768 code for a protein of 254 amino acids. Lineage: Eukaryota; Metazoa; Chordata; Mammalia; Macroscelidea; Macroscelididae.
CAGAUGGAUCCUGUGGCCAACAGCUGCAUGAGGAGCCCCCCUCCCCCGGCCCCUGCCUGGGGCUGCCUUCGAAACUCCCACUCUGAAGGCAGUGGGACCUUGGGGCUCCCCCACUACCCGCCAACUCCAUUCUCCUUCCACCAGAAACCAGACUUCCCGGCAACAGCGACAUCAGUGUACCCUGACUUCUCAGCCUCCUGCCUGGCAGCCACCCCGCACAGCUUGCCCCGGGAGGACCGCAUCUUCACUGAGCAGCACCCCGCCUUCCCACAGCACCCUGACUGGCACUUCCCUGUCUCAGAGGCCCUGCGCAGGCUCAAUCCAGGCCCAGCCGGGGGCUCCCGGGAGAUGGGGACCAGCAGCCCAGGUCUGAUGGACACCCUAGGAGGUCCAUGCGAGGACUAUGGGGUUCUUGGGAGCACUGCCAAUGAGCCGGAGAAGAAGUCAAGCAGACGGAAAAAGGAGAGUUCAGACAGCCAGGAGAACCGAGGGAGAGCUGAAGGAGGCAACAAGGCCCGCAAAGAGAGGACGGCCUUCACCAAGGAGCAGCUGCGCGAGCUGGAGGCCGAGUUCGCGCACCACAACUACCUGACGCGGCUGCGGAGAUACGAGAUCGCCGUGAACCUGGACCUCUCAGAGCGGCAGGUCAAAGUGUGGUUCCAGAACCGGAGGAUGAAGUGGAAGCGUGUAAAGGGGGGUCAGCCCAUCUCUCCGCAUGGCCAGGACCCUGAGGAUGGGGACUCUGCAGCCUCUCCAAGUUCAGAGUGAGAAGCAUCAUAGAGACAAAAAGACUGAGGACUGAACCUUCUACCCA